Molecule: messenger RNA, 1194 nt
Organism: Umbelopsis ramanniana AG
Lineage: Eukaryota; Fungi; Mucoromycota; Umbelopsidomycetes; Umbelopsidales; Umbelopsidaceae
Exons: 2
Coding region: 8-1102 (364 amino acids)
Source: RefSeq, a predicted model, not a curated record
GAAAUAUAUGAACCCUUUUCAUGGUUUCUCAUCUAUCGUGCUAUGGUUGGCACUAGCGUCAUCCAUGAUAGGCGGUGUAUUUGGCGUUGGCGUGUCACCCUCCAUGGUUGGCUCUCCAGUGAAAAUGUCAUCUGGAGGAGGAUCUUAUGGCAGAAUCAUUAGGUUAUCAACAGGCCAGCUGCUGGGUAUCCAUACAACCAUUUCGGGCAGUGACCGUUCCCUUACAGUAUGCCAAAGUACCGACAAUGCACUCUCGUGGACUGAUAUUGGAACGGUCACGAAGGGCAAUGCGGAUAUAGGUAACGGUUUCCUACUAGAACUACCCAAUACCACCGGCGCGGCAAAUCCAAGAAUACUGGCAGCAUUUCGCAAUCAUUCUUGGCUUAGCGGCCCAAACAACAUCACGUACUUUCGCAUGACUGUUUGUUUUAGCGAUGAUUUAGGGAAAACAUGGCAGUUCCUUAGUCAACCAGAGGGUAAAAACCCACCGAAUGGCCUUUGGGAGCCAUUUAUGCGAAUAGCUCAUGAUGGAAGCCUUCAACUAUACUAUUCCCGAGAAAAUUCUCAGACGGACCAAGAUAUUGUUCGUCAUAUCUCGAAGGAUAAUGGAAAGACGUGGGGUCCCAUGGUCACCAUUGCUGGUGCGACCACUCAUGGCAGAGAUGGAAUGCCUGGAAUAACGGAAUUCGACACCGGGUCUGGCAAACGAUUGCUGUGCAUAUUCGAAACGACACAAGAUGGCCCAUUCCAUGUCAAAUCCGUCACGUCAGAUGACGACGGUAUUACUUGGGGAAAUCGGUCGGUCGUGUAUGUCCCCACCGGCACCAACAACAAUGCUGGCUCUCCGCAAGUCGCUACCUUAGGCGGAAAUGUCCUGGUUGCUAUCUUUAUGACGGACGAAGACUUGUCUCCUCACAAAUGGAUACAGGGAGCUGGCGUAAAAUCGUUGGUGUCAACCGACGGAGUGAACUGGACUAACAAGCUCUCGGUUUCACCUCCACAAUCAAAUUGGCCAGGCAUUGUUCCCUUGAACGACAACGAGUUUAUCACUACCUUUGAUCAUGCUGGUGGUGUCCAAACACAAGCACUCAAAUUAUCUUGAUAGGAUACACAGCUUUAAUCUCCAAACAGCUUUUGAGAAGAAGUGUAAUAAAGUAACUGAUAUUGGGUGCUCUCCAGUUACUAAGUACAUCG